UUCUUAUAUUUAUUUGUAUAUGUGUAUGUAUGUAAAAAGGUGUAAAAAUAUUUCGUGUUGUAUAAUUUUAUUAAGUUCUGUUCGUUCGUUUUAGUGAGUGUGCGAUCGUGAGUGUGUGUCUGUGUGUGAAUCCUGUGUGCCGGCUGUACGCUCUAGAAGUAUAUCGUAUUAAUAUUAAAAGUAUUAUUAAAAGAAUAUAAAAAAUCAUAACAAUUAGCAUAUUAUAUUGCAAUUACAAUAUUUCGAUUAAUUGAUAGCAGUGUAAAAUAAUCCAUUGGUUUUUGCUGAACGUUUACCAUCUAUUCCACUGGUUCUACGUUCACCAUCCGCCGAUUAUUGUUACAAAUUCUUUACAUUUUCAAAUGAAGUGGUUAGGCGCAGGAAAUGUACCUGUUUCCAGCACAAAUAACACAGUGUUGAAUAACAAUGGUAAUCAUUUGCAAGAACAUCAACAACAAAUAAAUGAAAACGAACAAAGUGGAGACAACGUAUUACGACAAACAGUACAGGAAGAACCAAUUAUCAAUUAUGUAUUUGACUGUGCUUCAGGUGAAUCACAAGAAUAUGGAUUACAUUCUGCACCAUUGCCAUCUAAACUGCCACAGCCUAGGUGGCCAGCAUCUUCUGAAGACUGUUUUUUAGAGCAAAUGCAGGAGAAAUGGAAAUAUUUCUCUGCCAAAAUGUCUCAACCUCCACCUCAGAUAUCUGAAGUACCAAAUGUACAAUAUCAGUUACAACCAAUAUUAGUAAAAUCUGGAGAAGGUGGCACAGAACAAUACGUUUACGGAGCGCCUCCAGGAUUGCAUCCAUAUCAGCAGCAUAUGGCAGAUUUAGCAAGUUCAUCAAUGGCACAUAACUCAGCCCAUGCAAUUAUGUCAACACAACAGCAACAUACUAUGGAUUUACAUGUGCGAAAUGGAGAAAUUGCAUCUUCAACUAAGAAAUUAUGGGGAGUUGAAGAAGGCAAAGAAGAUGGACCCAAAGGAAUACUCAAUUUGAAUGACCAUCAUCACCAAAUGUGGAGAGAUUCCACUUGGAGUUCUAAUACAAGAAGAGGUGCUGGAUUUCCAGUAGGCAAUGAUUCAGGAAAUAUAUUAUCACCAAGAUCCUCAGAGCCUGGAAUUGGUAUGAAGAUGGUUGAAUAUGUUUUAGCCAGUACGCCAAACAAAAUGGAAACGCUAGAACCUAGAAUGAGGAGUUUAGUUAUUAGCUCCAGCGAUGGUGAAACUAUCAAAAAGGAGAAAGACAAACCACCUGGUUCUCCUUAUGAUCCUGUAAAUAGCAACAAAAAAGAAAUGGAAAAUGGAAAUUGUUCUACUGUUGUUCAACAAAAUGGAAUGGUAGUUGUACAAAAUGGUUUAGAUGAAGAUAAAUAUAUCAAUCGUCAAGCGUCACCUAGCGAAGAAGAAAUUAACAAAAAUGCUAUGAGUGCAGUUUCUGGUAAUCAAGUUGCUAAUGCUGGUACCAAUAAUGUUGUGGUUAUUGACAAUUUGCAUGGUGCUUUACAUCAAGGACAAUUAAUGAAUCAUCAUCAUCAUGGAAUGACUAUGCCUUUACACCAACAAUUCCAAGUGCAAGGCGAUCCACAGCAAAUGGAUAUGAACUCUUACCAUGCCAGCAAUGCUCAGCAACAACAGGGUGCUAUUGACUCACAAGGAAAUGUUAUGACUCCAUUUGAUAUACAGCAGCUGUUUCGUAAUCACCAAGCCCAACAAGCAGCGGCAGCGGCAGCAGCUGCGGCAGCCAAUCCAGCCGCCGCGGCUGCGGUAGCGGCUCAACAACUGCAGCUCAUCCAGCAACAACAGCAGCAGCAAUUCCAUCUACAGCAACAGCAACAACUGGCCGCAGCGGCUGCCGGACUGGCGGCAGCCGCAUCAGCUCCAGCUGCUACCCCAGCAGCGGCCGCGGCCACGUUUGCGCCUCCCGGAACCACGGCCACCACACCGUACCUUAUCAACCCUCAAGAACCAUACGUGAUCACCGGCUUUAUGGGCUCAGGUCCGACCGUGGUGCCGCAAUACUACGGCGUGCCGUGGGGCAUGUAUCCGGCUGGCAGCAUCAUACAACCGGCUGGUGCGGCAGGACAACCCGGCGCUGCGGCCAAUGGAACCAACACGGCCCAGCAGCAGCGCAGGCCAAUGAGUCCGUCUCAGGCUGACGGCACCCAGUACCAGGUCAUACCGGCAUUCUACGACCAAAACGGAUCACUCGUAAUGACCCGUAACGGCGGACAGCUGAGGCUCGUGUCGCCCGCGUCCGUUAUCGUCAACGCCCAACAAGGACUCCAACCACAGCCUCAGCAGGCGGUCGGUUCGGCAGCCAACAAUUAUUCAACCAACUUGACCUCACUGACAUCCAGCCUUUCUUCGCUGGGGGUCAGCGCAGCAGGCGUACACGAUGUCAACGUCAGUCUUGGUCUUGGUUCCGGAAAUGGCGGCAGACGCGAUUCUUUUGACCGCAAUACGUCCGCUUUUUCACCAUCUAUGGACUAUGCCCGUCACAAGUGGCCGCAGUACGGAACACUGGCGUCACAAAGUCCUUUGGGUCUUGCUUCAGGAUCUCCUCCUCCUCCGUUAAUGGGCUCCGCAUCCAAUUUACAAUUGGGUCUGAUGGGUUCGGCCAACAAUGCCAACAGAGGUCUGAUGAAUGCUGCGCCAGGUGCUGAAACAAUGUCCAAGUUCAGAGCUAGUGAUUUUGCCAUGGGUGGUCUAGCCACCAAUGGAGCCAUGUUCAACACUACGGCAAACCCGAACAAUUCGAGUUCCUUAUUCAACAAAAUGGGUGGCGUUCGAGGUAGUGCAUCCUCACUAGGAGGUUCUUCCAUCACCUUAGAUUCAAAACCGUCUGGUAGAAGCAGGCUAUUAGAAGACUUUAGGAACAAUCGUUACCCCAGUCUCCAACUACGAGACCUGACCAAUCACAUCGUUGAGUUUUCUCAAGACCAACACGGCUCUAGAUUUAUACAGCAGAAGUUGGAACGAGCUUCUACACCAGAGAAGCAGUUGGUGUUUUCCGAAAUAUUGGCUGCUGCUUACAGCUUGAUGACUGACGUUUUCGGUAAUUAUGUCAUUCAAAAGUUUUUUGAAUUUGGCACACCUGAACAGAAAUCUACAUUAGCGCAAAAAGUGAGAGGACACGUAUUACCAUUAGCAUUACAAAUGUAUGGCUGCAGAGUUAUCCAGAAAGCAUUAGAGAGCGUAAGUGGAGAACAACAAGUAGAAAUAGUACGUGAGCUUGAUGGUCAUGUCCUUAAAUGUGUUAAAGACCAAAAUGGUAAUCAUGUUGUCCAAAAAUGUAUUGAAUGUGUUGACCCACAUGCUUUGCAAUUCAUUAUCAAUGCUUUCCAAGGACAAGUAUUAACAUUAUCAACUCACCCAUAUGGAUGCAGAGUUAUUCAACGUAUACUUGAACAUUGUACAUCGGAACAGACAGCACCAAUACUUGAUGAAAUGCAUCAACAUGUUGAACAAUUGAUUCAAGAUCAAUAUGGAAAUUAUGUAAUUCAACAUGUAUUGGAACACGGUAAGCAAGAGGACAAAUCUAAAUUAAUAUGCUCAGUUCGUGGUAAAGUGUUGACAUUAUCCCAGCAUAAGUUUGCAUCUAACGUUGUGGAGAAAUGUGUUACACAUGCUACACGUAGUGAACGAUCAAUGCUGAUAGAAGAAGUGUGCGGUUUCAAUGACAAUGCUUUACACGUGAUGAUGAAAGAUCAGUACGCUAAUUAUGUGGUGCAAAAAAUGUUGGAUGUAUGUGAGUCUUCACAACGCAAGGUGCUUAUGCACAAAAUCCGUCCACAUUUUGCAUCUCUGCGCAAAUAUACAUAUGGCAAGCAUAUAAUUUCAAAAUUAGAAAAAUAUUUCAUGAAAAGCAACCAACAGUCAGUACCAGUAUCUGAAUUGGGACCUAUUGGGCCACCUACAAAUGGAGUGCUUUAAACAAUUCUACAUUUUCUGCUUAACAUUUUUUUUUUUUUUUUAAUCAUUGUAUCCCAUUAUUAGUAUUUUGAAUCCAAUUUAAGUUGUAUUUAUUU
Messenger RNA from Sipha flava (yellow sugarcane aphid), 4030 nucleotides. Its product is annotated as maternal protein pumilio-like. The record is from RefSeq and is a predicted model, not a curated record. Gene Ontology annotation, molecular function: mRNA 3'-UTR binding. Bases 363 to 3935 code for a protein of 1190 amino acids. Gene Ontology annotation, biological process: post-transcriptional regulation of gene expression. Gene Ontology annotation, cellular component: cytoplasm; nucleus. NCBI's taxonomy places the organism in Eukaryota, Metazoa, Arthropoda, Insecta, Hemiptera, Aphididae. The transcript is spliced from 20 exons.